AAAAAAUUGUGGACGCUUGGCGCCUGCGCAGGAGCAGCGGCGCUGACUGGCAUCGUACAGGUAUUUUGCGUCUCCCGUGAUGCUCCGGGCUCCCUAGUGUCAUAUCGCCCGCGACGUAAUGGCGUCUGAGCCGGCGGAGAAGGAGUAGGGAGCAUUCCUCUGGGCAGCCUGUGGGGAGCAUCUUGUAUCAGUCAUCCCACCAGGAUCAGAACCCAUUCCCAGGUCUUAAGGAUGGAUAGUGACAGGAGUCACAUGACUGAGCGGAUACUAAACCUCACCCUGGAGAUCAUCUACCUGCUGACCGGAGAGGAUUAUGUACCAUUGAAGAAGGAUGGUGAUUGUGAGACACCUAGCCGCAGCUGUCUGUAUGUGUCCAGAGGAGGGAGCAGAACCCAGAACCCCAUGAAGGUGCCACCACCUCACUCACUGAUACAUGAGAGAGACAAUGGCCAGAAAAUCCUGGAACUAACCAACAAGAUCAUUCAGCUGCUGACUGGAGAGGAUAUGCAAUUUUUGGACGAACCAAGAGAUUUCUACAAUGAAGUGAAGAAGGAGAAUUAUCAGCCGCCAAUAUCAGUAGAUACAGCCACCAGCAUGAAUAGACCAGAGAGAUGUCCCAGUCCUCAUACUGGAAAACCGUGUGCAGUAAAAGAGGAGGAGGAAGAGGAUGACUAUGAUAGUACAUUAGAUUGCGAGUGGGACAGCUUAGAAGACGUGAAAGUUGAGCUUUUAUCUCAGAGUGGUGAUGAUCCUGAGGAAAUGUAUGUGAAGGUGAAAGUUGAAGAUGUCCAUACAGAUAAAUCCAGCAAUUUUGGCUCACCAGGGAGAUGCACCAGCCCUCUGUCUGUAGCGCUUUGUAAGCAAGAAGAGACUGACUUCUCCGUGCUGAAGAAAGACCUAAACAUUGUAGAAGUAGGUAUUAGCUCACAGUCUGAAGACGAGGCGUUGAUGAAUAUUAAGGAGGAGGAGAUUGCUGUAGAAAUCAAUGAAGCUGCUGGUUACAGUGGGAACACUGCAGGGAUGUAUCAUGUUCAAUCUCCAAAGUGUGAAAUGAAGGGUGCUGAUGCACACUAUUUCCCUGGAAAAUACCCAGAUGUCCCAAACACACUUCCAAGUUCUGAGGCAUCAACUAAUGGAUUAGUACAUUCAAGUUUCCUCCAAAACCCUGAGAGCACUGCAUCUGGGACAGUCAGCGCUGAAACUGAAAACUUUAUUUGCAGCGAGUGUGGAGACAGUUUUCCCACCAAACCGCAGCUUACGUCGCACCAGAAGAUUCACACGGGAGAGAAGCCUUUUCUCUGCUCUGAAUGUGGGAAAGGCUUUACCCGUAAUACAAUUCUUGUAGAGCAUAUGAGGCUUCACACAGGAGAAAAACCAUACGCUUGCUCUGCUUGCGGGCAAAGGUUUAUCAGCAAUGGGCAACGAAUUAGACACGAGAGACUUCACACAGGGGAAAAGCCUUACGUGUGUAAUGUAUGCGGAAAAGGUUUCACCCGUAAUACCAUUCUUGUAGAACACAAGCGAAUUCACACAGGAGAGAAACCUUAUCCCUGUUCAGAAUGCGGAAAGCGCUUUACAUCAAAUUCUCAGCUUGUUAAACAUAUAAAAUAUCACAGAGGGGAGAAACCUCAUGUAUGUUUAGAUUGUGGGAAACGGUUCAUUAGCAAUGGGUUGCUUGUUAUACAUCAGAGAAUUCACACAGGAGAGAAACCAUUUGUAUGUCCGGACUGUGGAAAGGCUUUUGCCCGUAAUGCCAUUCUCCAAGAACACAUGCGGAUUCACUCGGGGGAAAAACCAUUUGAAUGCAAAGAGUGUGGGAAACGGUUCACAAGUAAUUCACAUCUGGGCAAGCAUCAGAAAAACCACAGAGGUGAGAAACCACACGCGUGUCCUGAUUGUGGGAAAAGGUUCAUCUGUAAUGCCCUUCUCAUAAUACACUACAGGAGUCACACUGGCGAGAAACCGUUUGUUUGUAAUGAGUGUGGAAAAUGCUUUGCCAAAAAAGGAAGCCUCGUCACACAUCAGAGAAUUCACACCGGGGAAAAGCUCUUCGUCUGUGCCGAUUGUGGGAAAGGCUUUGCCCAAGGUUCUGAUCUAGUAGCUCAUCGGCGAAUUCACACCGGAGAAAAGCCUUUUGCGUGUCCUGAUUGUGGGAAGCGAUUCACCCAAAACUCCCAACUGGUCGUGCAUCAGAAAAAUCACACGGGGGAGAAGCCUUAUGCCUGUUCAGAAUGUGAGAAAAGCUUCACAACUAAGGGGAGUCUCGUUACUCAUCAGAGAAUUCACACCGGAGAGAAGAUGUUCAUAUGUUCUGAGUGCGGCAAAGGCUUCACCAGUAACUCAAAGCUCAUUAUCCACCAGCGAACUCACACAGGAGAGAAACCAUUUAUAUGCUCAGAGUGCGGGAAGGGAUUUGUCAGUAACUCUGUCCUGAUUGUACAUAAGAAACUUCAUGAGGAAAAAUAACUAUGUACUGUUGUGUACAGUAGAUGAAUACAGAUUUGCCGACAGCCGAAAUGCUUGUUGAAAAAAAUUGGAUAUUUACUUUAGGUCUGUGCUUUAUGAACUGUGAGCUUUCUGGGUUGUUUGCCAGAAUAGAUUUGGCAUAAGAAGGUUUGAAGAUGCAGGGAAUUGGGGGGAGCUGAACUGAGGAAAGGAGACCACAGAGAUUCACAUGGAACUGAGAAGAAAUCCAUACAUAUGAUAUACGCCGCAGUUGGCCGCCUGUUGCGGCAUCACCUACCUGUGAGCAGGCGGCGCUAGUGCAAAGUACAGCAAUGCAUUGUUGUCUUUUAAAAGAGUAUACAGCAGCAACCUGUUAAUAUCAGAGGUUCUUCAUAUACAAGUAGUUGGAUAUAUAGAUAUCUAUCUAGAUACAUAGACAUGUGUUGCGUGUUUAUUUAGAGCCCAUGUCGUCUUUUAAUUGUAUGGGUGGUGUAUAAUGAACUGGUAAGUGGAAUCCGGAUCAGUGUGUAUACCAGUUACCAUAGGCUGUAAUGUGUAUAUGUACACAUCUCAGUCAUGCAAUUCUGUUUUAUAAAGGUGAGAUCGGGUUCUUCAAAUAAUAGUGAGACGCCUGGGGAAUAAGUAGUCUGAGAACCGCUGCAUUAGAGGGCACUUAUAAAAAGUAAUGUGCAUGUUUCAAAAGCGUUUAACCAACAAUCAUUUUAUAUGCUAAAUUAAAAUAAUGCAUCUGUAUUUCAUAUAUUUACUUGUUAUAUAAUAUGCUCAAUGCUUCUUCCAUUCAUUGCCUUUAUUACUAGUAGCUGUAAAAUCGGCCAUGCCUAUUUUUUAAGAAAUAAAAAUUCCUAGGAA
Pseudophryne corroboree (corroboree frog) is the source of this 3315-nucleotide messenger RNA. RefSeq names its product gastrula zinc finger protein XlCGF57.1-like. Gene Ontology annotation, biological process: negative regulation of transcription by RNA polymerase II. Lineage: Eukaryota; Metazoa; Chordata; Amphibia; Anura; Myobatrachidae. Bases 232 to 2466 code for a protein of 744 amino acids. The record is from RefSeq and is a predicted model, not a curated record. Gene Ontology annotation, molecular function: DNA-binding transcription repressor activity, RNA polymerase II-specific. The transcript has 9 exons.